UGUAGGUGUUAUUUCUUGUAGGAAUUUGUGGGUUCCUACGUUAAGUCAAAAGCGGUUUGCCCAUGAUCUUGUCAUAAGACAAAGAACAGGAAAGCCUGUCGUCAAAUAUGGUGCUGAAGGCCGAUCUUCAGUGAGUGGCCAUAUAGCAACUGUUUUUGGCUGUACAGGAUUUUUAGGACGUUAUAUUGUUAGUAAACUUGCUAGGCAAGGAACUCAAAUUAUUGUACCGUACCGAGAUGAAGAUUCAAAAAGACAUUUAAAAGUUUGUGGAGAUUUAGGUCAGGUUGUUUCUAUGGAGUUUGAUCUUCGCAAUGAAAAAAAUAUCGAGGAAGCAGUUAGACAUUCUGAUAUUGUUUACAACUUGAUAGGCAGAGAUCAUGAGACAAGGAAUUUCACUUUUGAGCAAGUUCAUGUCGAAGGUGCUGCUAGAAUUGCCAAAAUUUCAAGAGAAGCUGAUGUUGCUCGAUUUGUACAUGUAUCAGCCUUGAAUGCUGAUAAAAAUUCACCAUCCAAGUUCUUUCGUUCAAAAGCUUUGGGUGAAAUAGCUGUGAAAAAAGAAUUUCCAGAAGCAACUAUAGUUCGUCCUUCUACUAUGUAUGGGCAUGAAGACCGAUUUUUAACUAGAUAUGCAGAAACCAAAUAUGAAUAUAUACUUAAUUAUGGUCAAACAAAAGUUAGACCUGUUCAUGUUUUGGAUGUUGCUCAAGCGCUCGAACGCAUGUUAAAAGAUGAAUCAACCACGGGAGAGACUUAUGAAUUAUUUGGUCCUCGUGAAUUCACAUAUGAAGAAGUAUAUGAUCUAAUUAGAGACUUAACUGAAAAUCGUAGAUAUAGAUUCUAUAUUCCAAAACCAUUAGCAUUAGCUGUGACGAAAGCAUUUAAUCUACCUUUUUUGCUAACAAUUUCUCCUGAAAAUAUUGAGAGAUCAUUUAUUAGCGAUAAAAUUACUCCGGGAGCAAAAACUUUCGAAGAUUUGGGAAUUCGACCGUUAGGUUUAGAGAUGAAUAGUCUUGGCAUUGUUAGAAGAUUUAGAAGCAGUAAGGUUUAUGACCGACCUCUUGAAAAAGGUUUGGCGCUUGAAAAAAGUGACGUGGGAGAUGAUAUAUUUG
Racocetra persica is the source of this 1109-nucleotide messenger RNA. NCBI's taxonomy places the organism in Eukaryota, Fungi, Glomeromycota, Glomeromycetes, Diversisporales, Gigasporaceae. The record is from the annotation of a GenBank genome assembly.